AUGAGUCGUCUGCCGACAACAAACAUCAAAAUGGGUGUAGCAGUAAGUAAAUACACGGAGCUAUCUACUAAUGAGCUUUUAGCAAGAUUCUGUUCAACAGAUGUGAUAUGUCCGAAUGAUCCGUUUUGGAACCAAUUGUUGGCUUUCAAUAUCAACCCACCACAGAGUUCAGAAGAGCAAUUGAUGUUCGAUUCAAGUACGGAGUCGUUGCUGCAGAUGUUCCUGCAGAAUAAUCCACAGACUGGAAACCUUGGAUCCUUAGUUCAAGUGUUCAUUACCAGAGCGACUGAGCUACUCGCCGCGCCCAACAGCGACAAUGUGAUGCUGGCAUGGCAAACUUUCAACGCGUUGUUCGUGAUACGAGCCGUCAGCAAGUAUCUGGUCGAGAUGGUCCCCGAGUAUGAACUCUGUAGGCACUUGGAUGUGCAAGCGGAGAGGAGAGUGGGUAAUGGACCCGUGGACAGAGAGGGGUUGGAGUCUACGUCACCAGAACAGGAGUCAUCAGCACUUCGACCCUCUUCAACUCCCGAGGUUGAAGCUCCAACAUCUCCUAAGCUGACUGGUAACGACAGUCGGGUGGAGAUGCUGAUCGAUGCGCUCAUUGGACUUAUCAUCGAUGUUCCUGUGACGGACAACACAUACUACCUACACCUAGAAUGUAUAAACACGAUUCUAGUACUUAUGUCUGUCUACAUGUUCGCCGGCGUCCACGGACAGACUAGACUUGUGGAUACUUCCUUAAUAUACAGAACUCUGUUCCAAGGGCGCUACGGUAUGCACGCACCGCUUUUAGUAAAAACACUGCUGAACAAUUUGUGCAGCAUGCAGGCUGCGCCACCGAGCAUGUUUGGCGCACAUGCUGGCGGUGGUAGUCUACUUAUAAAUUUAGCCUCGGGCCUUUGGAACAUGAUAACCUUCAACGCCAGCACCCGGCAGACAAUCUACACACAUCCUCCCCUAGAUCGAGCAGAGUUACAGGAAAGGGUGAAAAAAGAACAUCCCUUGGCUAAUCAGUCGUGUCUGCUACUCCUGACCCUCGCGAAUCAUUGCAUGAAUGCUGAUAACCUUUACAGAAACGCGCUGCUAUGUUGUGAAGAUACCGCAGAAACGGCGGCUCCUACACCACAAAGGGAGUCGAAUGGCAGUUCACAAGUAACACCUCCACGGAUCGAUAUAGCAGCCCUCCACAAAGCGCUCUGUUCCACGGCCGGGUGCGAACACUCGACCCUUCUGCUGUACCUGAUGCUGCAUUCGUGUAACGUAUACAAACGGCAUAUCAGCAACGUUGCACAAAUAGACCAGCUGAUAGUACCAAUCCUGCAGGUCCUGUACAACGCGCCCGACAAUAACUCACAUCACAUAUACAUGUCGCUAAUAGUACUACUUAUAUUGACGGAAGACGAAGCACUCAUCAAGAAUGUACAUUUAAUUAUGUUAAAAAAUCUAACAUGGUACACAGAACGCGCUAUCUCGGAGAUAUCUCUCGGUGGUCUGAUGGUGUUGGUGAUACUCAGGGCUCUGCAGUACAACAUGGCGAGGGUGCGGGACAAGUAUCUGCACACUAACUGCUUAGCGGCUAUAGCUAAUAUGAGUUGUGAAUUUAGAAAUCUACAUCCGUACGUGGCUCAAAGGUUAAUAUCACUAUUCGAAACGUUAACGAAACGGAGAGCGAGACUGUGCAUUGAAAUCGAAGGUGGAGAUAUAAAUACAUUAGAGUUACCGCAUGUGUCUGAAGAGAAAACAGAAGAAAUUAUGGACCACAUAAGCGUCUUAGACGAGGUGUUGCGCAUGCUCCUUGAGAUAAUCAACUCGUGUGUGGCCCAUCAACUCUCCAACAACUUGAACGUCGUGUACGCGUUGUUGCACAAGCGACAUCUCUUCCAACAACACGAACAUCAUCACCCUGUAGCGCAGAAUAUUGACAUGGUUAUAGGCUACUUCUCAACGCGGUUACAACGUGUACAGGAGGGUGCUGGCGGUGAUCUCGGGGUCACUGAAGUGCUGCAGUGCAUCAAGAAGGGCGCUGAACAGUGGUCCAGUGAUAGGUUAAAGAAAUUUCCCGAUUUAAAAUUCCGUUACGUCGAAGAAGAACGCCCUGAAGAGUUCUUCACGCCUUAUGUGUGGAGCCUGGUGAGCUCGUGCGGGGGGGUGUACUGGGCCAGUGAGGGGGGCGCCAGAGCCCUGGGGGACCUGCUGGCGUGCUGA
This is a messenger RNA of Arctia plantaginis, 2205 nucleotides long. NCBI's taxonomy places the organism in Eukaryota, Metazoa, Arthropoda, Insecta, Lepidoptera, Erebidae. The record is from the annotation of a GenBank genome assembly.